AUGUCUGUGAACGUACCCACCAAUCCAAAGCAGAAGGAGAAGGAUAUCAACCAGAAGCUCCAAUUCUUCGGUAUCUACCAUGAACAAGCAAUGCGACAUCGCUUUGAACUCCGCCUUGAACUCCAAGGCCCUCACAUCUCCCCUAAGGAACUCUCAUCCGACGGAAAGACCCUGGUGGCAGAUCUGCGCAAUGUCAUUGACGCAGCCAAGAAGAUGCUUUUGGUCAAGAAUGAGGGUGAACUCCUGCAAGACUUUAUCUGGCAAGCCCAGAGGAUUUCAGCUGGCAGUGUUGAUGCCAAGCGCCCGGGACUCCCCGUCGACAAGGAGACCGGUCAGCAAGAUGCUAGCAAGGCUGUCGAUGGCCUGAAGACCCUGGGCACACUCAUGAUCACCAACGGAGAGUUUAGAAAACUAUUGAACGAUGCCAUGACUCUUGGCAAGGACAUUGCUGCCGAUGCUUCUCAAAAGGCCGCCAACAAGGUCCGCCCCUCGGAAGAGGAGCUUUCGCAGAUCGACCAAGCUGCAGAGGAUAACGUGUGGCACGAGAAGCCCAAUAUCUCCAAGGAUGACUUGAAGUCCAAAUUCAAGAAGAACAAAGCUGAGAAGGGAAGCGCUGCCUCCGCUUCCGCUGCGGUUGCCGAGGAAGAGACUGGCGUGUCACCGCAGAACAAGAAGAAGGAAUAUUCCGACAAGGCCAAGAACUACGUGUCCGAGAAGAUUCCCAAGGAGCGUCGCGAGCAGACUGUCUGGCGCCUCAAGAAGAUGAUCAUUGAGAUCCAGGGUCAUGCUGACUACCAACAAGCCGUUGAGACAUUGUUGACCAUGGCCGAGCAGUACGCCGGACACACCAAGAACGUCACCAAGCAAGGUGGUAGCUCUGCCCGUGACGUCCUGAAGACCGACAGUGUUCAGGCAGUUCAGUACAACUUGCGCACUCUCAUCGAACGCUUUGCCAACCACACCUCUCUGGACAGCUUCUUUGAGUCGCUAAACACCAUUUACAGCGAUGCUGAGAAGGACCCCGAACUCCGAAACUGGUUCACAAACGUCGACAACUUGAUUCGCAAAUCUUUGCGCGAGCAGGGCUUCAUCAUGGAGGACGAAUGCAACCGCCAGUGGAACGAGAUUUACGAUAAGGGCCGUUACCUCCUGCGUGAGCGUUACCGCGGUCACUCUGACCGUAUUGUCGACGAGGUCAAGUUCUUGGCCGAUCAAUUCGAGAAGGACCCGCAAAACCAAGCCCUUGCUGAGUCGUUCCAAAAGCUAUUCAGGGAUCUCGGCCACGAUGCCAAUGGCAAGGCCACCUUCAAACCAGAUCUCCUUCGGGAUCUUCGCGAUGUCAUCAUCCCCGGCAUUUUCGAGAAUGUCCGGUACAUUCCAAUUCCCCGUAUCGAGGUCUCGGAUCCCAUGGUUGAUGUUGUGGUCGAGAACCUGUGCAUUGAGGGUGACAACUUGAUGCCCAACGUCGUGGAGUUCGGCAGCGACAACUACUUCCGCUGGGGCCGCAAGAAGAUCAGCAACAAGCGUGAUAAUAAGAUCAUGAUUUCCAUGUCUGGCAUCCAGAUGGAUCUGCGCGACGUCGCCUACUACAUCAAGAAGAAGGAGGGCUUCCCCUCUAUCACCGAUCGUGGUGUUAUGGAUCUCAUCCUCGCUGGUGAAGGUCUCAGCGUCAAGAUCGCUGCUUCUACCGCCCAGAAGAGCGACAAGGAGCACUUCUUCAAGCUGGACAAGGUUAACGUGAGCAUCAAGAAUAUGGAUAUCAAGCUGAAGAAGUCCAGCCACAAGCUGCUCUUCAACACCUUCAAGCCCAUGCUGUUCCGCGUGGUCAGACCUGCUCUGCAGAAGGUGGUCGAGGGCCAGGUCCGCGAGGCCUUCCGAAAGGGCGACCUCUUCGCCAAGGAAAUCCACACCGAGGCCAUUCGUGCCCAGGAAGCCGCCCGCGAAGAUCCCGAAAACGCGCCUUCAAUCUUCUCUCGCUACGCCGAUGCCGUCCGAGCUCGCACCCAAGCCAAGGCCAAGCAGGCCGAGGGCGCUGCCAAGCGUGACACCAAGGUCCAAACUGUCAUGACCCUCCACGAUUCCAUCUUCCCUGACGUCGAGCUUCCUGGCGCCGUGUCUACCAAGGCUACCGAGUACGCCGACCUGGCUGCCAAGGGCGAGCGCUGGGAGUCCCCCAUCUUCAGCGUCGGCAGCGCAUCCGAGUCCACUGGCAUCCCAUCCGGCGGCCCUAUCACGAACAAGUCCGCUGCUAGCACCCAAGGUGCAAGCGCCGCCGGAGUUGCUUCCGCCGCCGGUCCCUCUGGCGCCACCGCAGCCGCCGCUUCUGGCACUGCCAAUGGCUCUAACGGCAAUAAGAUCUCGGAAUACCAGUCCCGUGGCUUCUCCGAUGAGGUUGACCAAGCUUUCGUCAAUGGCAAGCCCGACACCCUGGGCGAGGGCAUUAAACAUGCUGCCAACGGCACUAAUGGUGUUAACGGCACCGUCACCAACGGAACUUCCAUCAACAAUAUCGGAACCACCGUCUAA
Penicillium crustosum is the source of this 2526-nucleotide messenger RNA. RefSeq lists its product as uncharacterized. The record is from RefSeq and is a predicted model, not a curated record. The transcript has 7 exons. Bases 1 to 2526 code for a protein of 841 amino acids. NCBI's taxonomy places the organism in Eukaryota, Fungi, Ascomycota, Eurotiomycetes, Eurotiales, Aspergillaceae.